UUCUAUGGUCAACAAACCUCAAGAUGGAAGUAUCUGGAAAAAGGCGUGACCCUGACCUUAACAAGGGCUCCGAUGACACAACUGUCUACUGUCAGCCGUGUGAAGAGGAAGGCAAACGCUCUGUAGCCCAGGGAUUCUGUCAGACCUGCCAAGAGUACAUGUGUGAUCCCUGUAUAAAGGCCCAUAAGAAAUUCAAGGUGUCCAGGAACCACAUUAUGUUGUCCAAAGACAUGAUGCCGUCUUUCUACCCGUCCACCAAGCAGUCUGACAUCGGUGUAACUGAAUAUUGUAAAACACAUCCGAAUGAGAUGAUCAAGUUUUAUUGUCCGACCAUCAGCGACCUUGGUUGUGGUGACUGUGUUGUCAUCGGUCAUCGCUCGUGCAAAGUCGACUACAUUGCUGAUGUGUCUAAAGAUUUCACCAAUGGAAGGGAAUUCCGGGAGCUGGAACCAUCUAUUAAACGAGAAGAAGAUCUUAUAUCUGGGUGCAUAAGUAAAGUAAUGAAGCUUUUUGAGGAGGUCGAACAGCAGUCUAAGUAUGUAAUCGACAGACUGAGAAAGUUCCGGGCAGAAAUCAACACCUACCUGGACCGACGCGAGAAGGAAUUGCUCGGCAACAUCCAGAAGGUGAAGACCGAUGAUGAAAGCGUGCUGACUGAGCUGAAGACUGAUUGUGAGUUGGCGAAAAACGGACUUGUGACCACUAGGACAGAACUGACUUCCGGGGACGUCCCGGACAACCAGCGGUACGUGACGGCAAGGAGAGCCCAAAAGGAGCUACGGGAGAUCCAUGACAAGAUGGAGAAGAUGGCUGGUAGGAUGAAGGUCCGGAGGUGCCGAUUUUUUAAAGACGCGGACACAGAGGGGCUGCUGGAGUCGAAAAUGGGCAUUGGAACACUGGCCGUGGCGGGAGAGUUUGUGCUGCGUUUAUAUAUCCAAAUUUGUCCAUGGGUUCCAGUUCCUGGUCUCUCCACUGUGACAUGGAAGAAGGAGGCGGAUAUCAACGUUAGAAUGACUCAGGACAAGGAAACCUGCUGGAUAAGUAGCUCAGCCCUGAUCUCGCCUGGUCUCUUCCUUCUCGCUGACUGCAAUAAUAACUGUGUCAAAAUGGUAGACUUAAGCAGCCGCACCGUGACGGCCCGCCUCCAGUUGCCAGGCCAACCAUGGGAUGUGUGUGUGCUCGCUGAUGACCAAGCCGCCGUCACUUUCACGAUUAAUUCCAUGAUUCAGCUGUUGUCAACAAAAGGAGGACAGUUGUCGCGUGGAAAGGAAAUUAAAGUAUCACCUGAGUGUCGUGGUAUUACGUCUUAUAACAACAGAUUAUACGUUUUGUACAAAUCAAACCCACGUAUUGAAGUGAUGACAUUGGAUGGUCACAUCAUAAGUACAUUCCAAACAGAUGACAAAAAAAGACAACUUUUUCAAGCACCAUAUUACCUGACUGUGUCAGCAUCAACACCACCGACCCUGUACGUGUCUGACUUCUCUGCCAACACCGUUCUCCAGCUGUCCCUGGACGGGGAGGUUCUGCGUGAGUACCGAGACGAGCAGUUCACCUGUCCCAGGUCCGUGGUGGAAGUAGGGCCUGGUCAGAUGCUCGUGUGUGGGAUGGACAGCAACAACGUGAUGCUGCUGAUGGAGACGGAUGGAAAGAUGACGGAAAUACUGGGAGAGAAGGACGGACUGGCUGUGCCUAACUCUGUGACCUUCUGUCCUCACACACGUGCCAUAGUUGUCGGCAUGUUCUGUCAUGACUCACUGAAGGUCUUUCAUUCAAAUAGACAGAAAUUUCAUUACAUGUCGUGAUUUUGUUUUCUCUGGCAUAAAUUACUUUGUAUUCAAUGAUGUUUGAGCAAGUGAAUAGUAAAUGAAAUCAUUUUUAUUGUUCAACAAAUGCUUAUUUAUUCGUUGUAAACGAGUUUUAUCAAACUGAAUUAACAUUGCUUUAUAUGCGGAACAAAAAUGUAGAUGUAGAUUUCUCAUGGUUUUAAAGUAAAAAUUAUAUGUUUGACUUACUGUAAAACCAAUAUUUUGGGUGAACUUUCUUAUUCAAACUUUAGACUUUAUAUCAGAAUUGUUUUAAAUAUGUUAAACCUGACCUCGCAUAAAAUACGACUACAUUUUACGUUAAUGCAAAGAAUUUUGAAGAUUCUAUGAUGACUAUUUAAAAUGAAAAUUUCCAAGUUUAAUCCAGCCUCCAUUGAAAACCUUCUAUUUCUUAAAAACUGACAAGCCUGUCUUUAGACUUUCAAAUUAUCUUAUUUUAGACGUUUGCCUAACUGUUAUUGACAAUGUUUCUAAUCUGUCUAAGUUAGACAUAGAAUGAAAAUAACCGUAUAUUUCCCUUUAUUAAUACAAGAAAUUCUUGGGUGUACUGACUUUCACUAAAAUUUUGUAUUCAUUUACUUUCUUUCUUCUCUAUUGUGAUACUAGUUUUCUGUAUUAACCUUUAACCAA
This is a messenger RNA of Mya arenaria, 2456 nucleotides long. RefSeq lists its product as uncharacterized. Lineage: Eukaryota; Metazoa; Mollusca; Bivalvia; Myida; Myidae. Bases 24 to 1805 code for a protein of 593 amino acids. The transcript has 4 exons. Gene Ontology annotation, cellular component: nucleoplasm; chromatin. Gene Ontology annotation, biological process: positive regulation of DNA-templated transcription. Gene Ontology annotation, molecular function: ubiquitin-protein transferase activity; zinc ion binding. The record is from RefSeq and is a predicted model, not a curated record.